AUGCAAUUAAAAACAAAGCUAUUGCUGACUUAAUUGAUGUUAUAAAAUUUAAUAAGUUUGAUUUAAGCUGGAAAUCAAGAGAGUAAGGAUAUGAUAAUUUUAAUUGUGAACGCAAUUGGAAUAAUAUUGAAUUUAAUAAUUUUCUGUCUCAUUUAUUCAAAAUAGAGAGAGGACAUCAUUAACUCAAUUGUUCAAUUCCAUAUCAUUUUUUAAUUGGAAAUAAUAUUUUACAAUGUACACACCAUAAAUACUUAUUUCCUAUUUAUUUAUUUACUUGCAAUUGAGAACAUAUUGAAAAAUAACAAUAAAUGUUAUUAAAUUUUGACUCAUCUUCUUUGCUUAUACAUAUCUGUUAGGAUGACUAUUUAAUUUUACUCAGAAUUUGCUACAUUUGAAUUCAUCUUAUUUGUUCUCUGGUAACCACUUAACCAUGCUUUUCUAUAUUUAGAUAAAUUAACAUAAGAAAAAACUCCAAUGAUUCCCAAUACUCCUUCACAAAAGACAUCAGCAAAUCCUCAAGCUCAUUUGAGUUAUGGAGAUUAAUUUUAAUAAGAUUUAUUAGAAGAGAAAUCACCACAUCCAGAAAAGAAUGUAAAUGUAACUUUAGAUGAAGAUCUUCUAAAUUGUCUACCAUAUGGAUUGGCAUUAAUAGAUAAAAAUUAUCAUGUACUUCAUCACAAUGAAAAACUUUUAAAUUAUUUAAUGGUAAAAUCAACUGAAUAAAUUGUAAAUUCUUUAGAUUAAUUAUUAUCCAAGUAAAUCUUACCCUUAUUCAUAUAUAGUGCUGAACUAAACUCAUUUAAAACUCAUCUUCAUGCUAAACACAAACCUCCAAUAGUUCCACUUAGAAAACUUAAACAAAGUUCGGCAAAUCAUUAUUAAGUUGGUUCAGGAAGAACUUUAAAUUAAACUAAUUGGCUAUCUGAUCGUUUGAAAGUUAAUUUAAAGAAUAAAGAAUCAUUUUAAUCAAGUAUUCAUGAUGAAGUUACAUAUUAAUAUGUAUAAUUCGUUAUGAAUGAAUUCUAAUAAAACAUUCAUAGAUAAAUGAGUAAUGGAUAAGAUAGUCAAUCUAAGGCAUCUGAAACUACACAUAUGUUUUAGUUCCAUGUAGUUUAAGAUCUUAAAACUAAAAAGAAACAUUAUUAAAUUAAAGUAUAUGAAGUUAAGCUUUAGGCUAAAACAAAAGAACCAGUAUAUUUAUUUGUAAUAGAAAAUAUUACAAAUAAAGAAGAACUCAAAGAACUUACUUUUAGAUAUAAAUUUUAAUAGGCUUUAUUAAAUUCAUUUAGUCAUGAAUUAAGAACACCAUUAAAUUGUUCUUUACCAUUAUUGUAAGUAUUAAGCAAAAAGAUUGAUGAACAUCUCUAUUUUACAUUAUUAUUACCUGCAAUUACAUCAAGCAAAAGAUUAUUAUUAUAAAUAAAUGAUAUUUUAGAUUAUGCAUAGAUUGAAUGUUAAGAUUUUAAAUUAAAUUUAGAUAACUUUUUUGUUAGUGAAAUAUUUAAUGAUUUAAAAGAAUUAUUUUAAUCAGAAUGUUAAUAAAAAUAAAUUGAAUUGAUAUUAAAUUUUAAUAAUUAAUUAAAUAUUUGUAGUGAUAAAUUAAGAAUAACAUAAAUUUUAGUUAAUUUAUUGAACAAUUCAGUAAAAUUUACAAAAUAAGGAGGUAGAAUAGUACUUUCAGUAAAAAAAAGAGAUAAUUAAUAUGUAUUUUCAGUAUGGGAUAAUGGAGAAGGUAUUAGUAAUGAUUAAAUGUUAAAUAUGUAAAAUUAACUCUUAUAAUAAAAUGGAUCAAAUAAAUUAGGAUUAGGUUUAAGAGUUUCAAGAGGAAUAGUUAAAUUUUUAAGUGGAGAUGGGGAAUUAUAAAUUAAGAGUUAGAAAGGAUUCUAUACAGUUGUGAGUUUCUCUAUAGAUGAAUAAGUAAAAACAGGUAUUUAAGAAAUUGGAUCUUCAUUAAAAGAUAUUGAAGAGAUUAAAUCUAAUUCUAAAGAUUCAAUUUAGAAAGUUUAUGUUUCAUCUAAAAAAUUUUUAAAUUAAUAAUGCAAAUGUCCAUAGAUAUUGAUAGUAGAUGAUGUACCUUUUAAUCAUAUAGCACUGCUUGCUCUAUUAUAAGCCUAUGAAUGGAAAGCGGAAAGUUCUUAUGAUGGUGAUUCUGCAAUACGUAAAGUAAAACUAAAAUUAUAAAAUACAUGUUGUAGAGUCUAUAGAAUAAUUUUUAUGGAUAUUGAAAUGCCAGGAAAGAAUGGAUUUGUGGUUAGUAGUGAAGUAUAGAUGCUUAAAUUAAUUAGAGAUCUCUGAAAUUCUUCGUAAAGAAGGAUAAAAUACCGUUAUUGUAAUGUGUUCAGCAUAUAAUGGAUAAGAGAAUGCCGAAAAAGCCCAUGAGAGUGGAAUGCAUGAAAUAGUAUCCAAACCAAUUUCAUUGGAUUCUUUACAAAUGCUUUUAGGAAAAUACUUUUGUUGA
This is a messenger RNA of Paramecium pentaurelia, 2458 nucleotides long. NCBI's taxonomy places the organism in Eukaryota, Ciliophora, Oligohymenophorea, Peniculida, Parameciidae. The record is from the annotation of a GenBank genome assembly.